AUGUCUUUUAAUGCGGAAAUUCUCAAGUCCAAACUGACGGGGUUGAAUGAGACUCAGGAGUCGGUGACGUCGCUGUCGCAAUGGAUCAUGUUCCACAAACGGCAUGCCGCAACGUCUGCAGAGGUGUGGGCGGAGUACGUCACUGAGGCGCCCGUCAAGUCGAAACUGGCCCUCGUGUACCUGGCAAACGACGUUGUUCAGCAGGCGAAAUCACGCAAAAAGGACGAAUUUGUGCAGGCGUUUGCUACCGUUAUACCCGAGGCUCUCGAACAUGUCUACGGUGAAGUCGACAAGCCCGUCAAAGAUCGCAUCAACCGAGUGGUUAAAGUGUGGGCUGAGCGGUCGGUUCUACCGCAAAAUGUCCAGCAAGAUAUCGAGGGCCGGCUAGGCAGCGAAUCUGCCCUGGCGACUGUUUUGCCUGAACUGAUGCCGGUGACCAAGUCCACUACGCAAUACUUCAAGGCCCGCCAAGCGGCUGAAAAGGCUUCUGAGAAGGUCAAGAGUGAAAUCAACCAGUUUGUGAGCAACUCCCAGAGCUCUGCUAUCCAGGCACUGCAAACGGUGUCGCAAUUAGAGCGCACACUCGAGCAAUCGCAAAGCACAAUCGACAAAUGCAACGAGCUCAAGACGGCGGCAGUCCAGGCUCUUCAAGAUCUUAUCAACACACUUGAAUCGCAGGAAAUCGUGACAUUGGAGUCCUCCAGCCGGGACCUGGAACUCAAAAAGGCCGAGCUGCUCUCCCAAAUUGACGGUGACGACGAGCUCCCCUCGCCGAACGUCGAGCCCACAACGCCGCCGCCGGCCGCAGAGCCUGUUGAAGAGUAUGUUCCCAGCGUCUACACAGCCAAAGAUGCCCAAGCAAGCUACGCGGCUACUAAUGAUGACGACGAGGAAAUCGCCUACGCAGAAAGCAGCGAGGACGAAGAGCCCGAAGCAAAAAAGCCCAAGCUCAACUUGGACCCCAAAUUGGCUUCGUUUUUGGCCAGUAUGGCUGGUAAAUAG
This is a messenger RNA of Wickerhamiella sorbophila, 1002 nucleotides long. Its product is annotated as Regulation of nuclear pre-mRNA domain-containing protein 1A. The transcript has a single exon. The coding region runs from base 1 to 1002 and encodes 333 amino acids. Gene Ontology annotation, molecular function: RNA polymerase II C-terminal domain binding. Gene Ontology annotation, cellular component: RNA polymerase II, holoenzyme. The record is from RefSeq and is a predicted model, not a curated record. Lineage: Eukaryota; Fungi; Ascomycota; Dipodascomycetes; Dipodascales; Trichomonascaceae. Gene Ontology annotation, biological process: mRNA 3'-end processing.